Nicotiana attenuata is the source of this 360-nucleotide messenger RNA. RefSeq lists its product as uncharacterized. NCBI's taxonomy places the organism in Eukaryota, Viridiplantae, Streptophyta, Magnoliopsida, Solanales, Solanaceae. Bases 1 to 360 code for a protein of 119 amino acids. The transcript has a single exon. The record is from RefSeq and is a predicted model, not a curated record.
AUGUUUACCUUUUCAGCCUUCUUAUCACAAAUCGAACCUAAGAACAUCAAAGAAGCAUUAAAAGAUGCUGACUGGAUAAAUGCUAUGCAAGAAGAGCUCCACCAGUUCAAGAGAAAUAAGGUGUGUAACCUGGUUCCUCGACCUUCAGACAGAACAAUGAUUAAAACCAGGUGGGUGUUCAGGGACAAGCUUGAUGAGUUUGAAAAUACUAUACGAAACAAAGAAAGGCUAGUGGUUCAGGGAUAUAAUCAAGAAGAAGGGACUGACCAUGAUGAGACAUUUGUUCAUGUUGCUUGGACAGAAGCCAUCGGAAUUCUCAUAGCUUUUGCAUCUCAUAUGGAAUUCAAUUGUUCCAAAUAG